Messenger RNA from Aspergillus steynii IBT 23096, 1020 nucleotides. RefSeq lists its product as uncharacterized. The transcript has 3 exons. Bases 1 to 1020 code for a protein of 339 amino acids. Lineage: Eukaryota; Fungi; Ascomycota; Eurotiomycetes; Eurotiales; Aspergillaceae. The record is from RefSeq and is a predicted model, not a curated record.
AUGCAGCAAGCCAGCCUAUCCAAUGUCUUGAAGCCCGCGCUUUCCAGCUCCCAGGAAUGCAUCGUUCCUCUUUCCCCUGAUAUUUGCUUCGGCUCGGUAACCAUGGGUGGCUACAUGCCCUGCCUUGCAGCCCAGUAUGCCUCGCACUAUGCAUCCCAGCGUCCUGGCCUAGAAUCCCAAGCUAGUCUGCGGUCAAUGAAUGCCCAGUACUAUCGACCUUUGUUUCCUGCCAGAGGCCCGGUUCGCAUGGCCCUCCGCGAGAUCAGCGUUGGAAAGGCCUGGUCGACCCUAAGAGUGGAGGUGUUUCAGCCAACAAAGUGUACCGAGAUGGCCAUCUCCGUUGACAUGCUGUACUUGGAAACUCACACCGACCCCGGCUGGAUAUGCUAUCACACGUCAUUCAAACCGAACGGGUUCCGACGAGCCCAUUCCUAUCUGAAACAUUUUAUCCCUGUCGACUGGUUCCCCGAGACCCCAUUCAUUGAGCAGUGGGUAACCCCCGGCUGGGACUGUGCGCCGUCCGGCUCAUCUCUACACUCCAAAGAGAGUUCAAAUGAUGACGGGAUGGAGAACGACCCCCGAGCUCGUUGGACCACCGAUAUGAUCCCCUUCAUAAUGGACGCGAGCCUACCUCCCGAAUGCAAUUUCCUGCCCAGCAAACAUGACCUACAGUUAGUCAGUAUGACUGCGUUUCUACGGUAUGCCGCCGCCCAAAAGAAAGCACGGGAGCGAGGCGAGCCAAAUUGGAGGGACGUGCCGAACGAUGGCUCGGAAGGCUUUGAUGCGUCGAUAGUCAACGUGGCCCUGGCGAUGUCCAUCGACAUUCGGCAGGAGUUGCCGGCUGAAGGCGUCCGGUGGCUUUAUUUGAGGAAUGAGGUCAAGUGUAUCCGGAAUGGGGGGGUCCACGUGGAGGCAACUCUGUUUGAUGAGAAGAUGAGGCUGGUGGCCGUCAGUCAUCAGACCGGACAAUUUGUGUCAGCUGGGAAAAAGAGAAUGAAGAAGACGGAGAGCCGGUUGUAA